Messenger RNA from Tachysurus fulvidraco (yellow catfish), 2984 nucleotides. It is a transcript of the gene akt1s1, whose product is annotated as AKT1 substrate 1 (proline-rich). Gene Ontology annotation, biological process: neurotrophin TRK receptor signaling pathway; negative regulation of protein kinase activity; negative regulation of TOR signaling. NCBI's taxonomy places the organism in Eukaryota, Metazoa, Chordata, Actinopteri, Siluriformes, Bagridae. The record is from RefSeq and is a predicted model, not a curated record. The coding region runs from base 350 to 1405 and encodes 351 amino acids. The transcript has 6 exons. Gene Ontology annotation, cellular component: cytoplasm.
GUCCACCCCCCCUUCACUGUAAACAGCUGCGCGCGUGCGCGUUUAGUCUCGGGCAAAGAGAGAGAGACCAAAGAAGAACAAACGUAUCGGUACAAUAUAUACACAUAUUUAUAUUUUUAUAUUUUUUAGAGGAAAAGUUUAAAGGAUUUCGAGUGUACAGCAGCAGCAGCAGCAUCAGCAUCAUCAUCAUCAGCAUCGUCUCAUCUCGUCUUUCUGCUCAGCUUCCCAAGACACUAAACUGAGCUGCACUCAUCACUUAUAAGCUAACAGACACUAAACACUACACUCAGAUCAGCUCAGGGUCCCGUUUGAUGUGAUACGAGUGUCUGGUGCUAUCUGACGCUUCGUCAUGGCCUCCAUCUCUAAAACCUCUGAGCUGGACAUCCCAGAUAACUACCAGGAGAGCUGGCAGGCCCUGCUCGCUGCCGCCGAGGUAUACAGCCAGAAAUCAGGCUGCGACCUGGCCAUCCUGACCGCCUGCAAGAAGUUCCUCCUGUCCGGCACAGAGGGAGACGCUGUGAAAAAAGGAGAAGGGGGCGGAGCUAUGACGGCAGGAGGCAGGAAGUGGGAUUACGGUUAUCACGUGUGGGGACAGGGGGCACUCGCCGAGGCGUCACGCCGAUACCUGGAUGACAUUGGCGUGCUCCAUUCCACCACUGUGCUGACGGCGCAGAGACACACCCGCCUCUCCACGGGGGAGGGCGGAGCCAAACUGGGUGUGGACAUUCCAACUGAGAGGCCGACGUCGGUGGGUGAGGGAGGGUCGGGUUCAGUCAGUCCCGGACUGAGGCUGUAUUCUCAGAGCUACCCGUCCAUCUACAGUCCAGCGGCGGUCAGCGUCCUCCCGUCGGUCCAGCAGGGGAACGGAGGGAGAGAAAGAGACAGAGCGGCUCUGGAGGAGGUGGAGAGAGCGAGAGAGAGGGCCGGUAUCGUGGACCUAGAUGAGGAAGAAGAGGAGGAAGAUGGAGAGGAAGACGAUAUGGGCGGACACAGGCGCAAUCUCAACGAGUCGACAGGUGUGUUCUCUAUGGAUGAGGAUUCUCUGUCUCAUGACUGUGAACCCUUUUUCGAGUCGGACGGUGAAGAGGAAAGCACCGACGGUUCUUUGAGUGAGGAAGCUCCUCCUCGAGGCCUGGCUAUGGGUCACUCGGCUCUGUCUCGCGCGUCUCACCACACAGCUCUGGCACGCUCUCUGCCCGUCUCGGUACCUGUGUGGGGCUACAGGAACAACCGCUCGGCGCAGGGCGACCCCAACAGCGGAGAACGAGUCGGUUGUGCGGAUCUUGAUUACAUCGCUGCCAGCAUGAAGGCUCUUUUAGCUCCGGCUGCAACAGACGGAACGGAGAUGUUCGGAGCGCUGCCUCGACCUCGCCUUAACACGGGCGACUUCUCCCUGAAGCACUGACGACGGACGUGUGUGUGUGUGUGAGAGGGUGAGAGAGAGACAGACAGACAGACAGACAGACAGACAGAGAAACAAAUUCUAAGAGACAUAACAAGAAAGGAGACACGUGGGAACGAACUGGGAUGUAAAUACGACCCGGACUUUUUGUUCUGUAGACUCUUAAGACAGAAACUUUCUCUCUCUCUCUCUCUCUCUCUCUCUCUCUCUCUCUCUCUCUCUCUCUCUCUCUCUCUCUCUCUCUCUCUCUCUUUCUCUCUCUCUCUCUCUCUCUCUUUCUCUCUCUCUCUCUCUCUCUCUUUUUUUUUUUUUGUUUAAAAGAAGGCAGAAAGAAAAGACCAAGUUUGAGUGUACAGAUAUUUCAGACCGGAACAGGGUCGGAGCAGUUCUGGGAUCAGUGUUCGCCUUCUGUACGCCGUAUUUGAAUGUAGCUGGAGCUGAUCCUGGAUCGGGGGUGGGGGGUGGGGGGGACCUUUUGUUCACAAGGACGUUUUUCACAUCACAUCUCACUCUGGUGUGUGUUUCAGUCACGCUAAUGACGUAGAGCUCGGCGAUAUCGACAUACGUUACUAAUGUCAUCUCAUUACCUUUAUAAGUGUUCAUAUCAUCGUGUGUUAGUGGCUUAUGAACUUUUUAAUAAACCACACUUUAGAUCUUUUUUUUACAACAUUGCGUUCAUAUCUCUAUCAUCAGAUCAUCUUCAGGCAUGGCGGUGAGAUAUUUCCUGACAUAUCGCCUCACUGAUUAUAUAUAAAUAUUCAUGACUUUCAGGGGGCGGAGCUUUAACCUCAGGCACCGCCCACAAUAAAUCAGUGACGUGUUUUUUCUUUUUUUUUCUUUUUCUUUUGCCUCACCAAAAAAUGUCCUUGUGAACUCGGGCACAGAGAAGGCAGGUGGGACUUUUCACGCUUUACUUAUCCGAACGUGAACGCGGAACGAUGACGAGUCUGAUGCGUUUGACACCGAGGACGUCCACAUCGAAAUCUUAAGUGUGAGCGUCUCUCGUAGAUGUUACAGACGUGCAUCUGGGAAAAGGAAUAAAUCAAAAAGAGCUUUUAUUUACCGUUCUUGCUACAGGCGUAGCUAGCACACAUGCUAGUCUUGCUAGCAAUGAAACCCGUUUAUGAAAAAAAGAUCAUUAGUGUAACGUUAGCUGGAUGUUCGCUCGCAUCGUAGUCAUCUCGGAUCUCGUCGUCCAACCACUCGCUUUCGGUCACGUGACAUUUCAAGCUGUCGUAUGCGAGAAACACUAAUAUUGGACACGUGGCGCCUUCAUAGCUGUAGCUGAUGCUGAAUGAAGCUAAUUUACACACCGAUGCUGAUCCGGAGGGAGAAAGAGAGAGAGACGAGACGGGAGGUUAAUAAACACUACGUUCUUUAGGAAGCGACACUAUGCUACUUUUCUUUGAAGUGAUUUAUUAUUUUUUUUUUGCUAACACGUUAACGGUAGUGUAGCGUCUGGGUUACGACCGUCGGAGACGACGAUGACGGCGAUGUCACUCUUGCACAUUUCACACCAUGUGUUCAGUGUUUAAACAAAUGUUUUCAAUAAAACUGAUCGUUUGUUGUUGAACAAAAAAAA